AUGGCGAUGAAGUUGACAACAGAAGCCGUGAAAAUGCGAUUCCCUGGCGUAUCAAAUAUGUCCACUGACGAACUUUUACAAUUAAUAAGACAAGAGAGUUCCAAGCUACUAUUACUGGUAGGUGGCUUAACGAAAUGUUUUAAAAUAACGGAGGAGAAAGUGCUGUCUUCAAUCUGCAAACGGUUUAAUUCGGGACUUGAAACUCUCAGAUUUCCUUUCUUAUUUUCCUUCAAAAUAUUAUAGAAACGCUUAUAACCCUAGGUUAAAGACAUUAAAUGCCACCUUUUGAUAUUUUUCUAAUAAUGGUUGUCUUUACACUAGGCAAUUAAGUAAGACUGCUAAGUUUUACUUAACCAAAAAUGCGGGUCUGAAUGCCCACGUAAAAUCUCAAGAACCUUUACUGUGCAUCUCAUUAAAGUUGGAAAGUUGAAACGAUUCAAGAAAGUUUCAAGUGACUUGAAAACCAGUCAGUGUAAUAUGAAGACUGUGGACUGCAGACUGCGGACCAGGGGUAAAAUGCAGACCGUGUGUAAAAUGCAGAGUGCAGACUGAGAGUAAAACGCAGGCUGGGGUAAAAUGCAGACCGAGUAUAAACUGUAGUUGUGGAAGGGUUUAAGGGCAAAAAAAUCCCGCCAAUACGUGUAAACAGUCAUUGGGAGGAAAUCAUUCCAACAACAAAGAAAGAUGUUCUGCAGGAAAUUUGGAUGACCCUCUAUGAAAGUAUUGCAAAUCAAGGCACACAGACUUAAGCUGUUCAGAUGCUCAUUGAAACUUCUGGCGAAUAUGCAAUGUACUUCGACUAGGAAGCGAGGUGUGUAACUGAUACCAGCUUAAGAGCUAGCUAUUUCACCUAUUUGGAGAAGAAGGAGCACAAAUGAAAAGGAAAAGAGAGCCUGAUACAAACCUUCUACAAAACGUCUGCCACCCACUUUUUUGAUUGAUUGACAUUAUAUUUGCCGAAUCAGCCAAUCAGAUUUACUUCUGUUGCUUGUUUUUCUAGUAUGCAAAUUUUUCAGGCGUGGGAAAAAUGCAGACUGGCUGACUUAAAAAAAUCUUUUAUCUGUUAAUUUUUUCAGUUAAAAAUAAAACAGUCAGCACAAUCACAUUUAACUUCUUGCGAGAUUAAGGGAAAUCUCAAAGGUUAUUUCUGUUGGCGUAGAAGAUAAAAAGUUUUCGAAAAGACAGCGACACGAUGUUCUACUAGUUUUAUUAUUUUAGCGAGGCGCGAUCGAAUUUAAAAUACUGAAAUUUCUAUUUUUCUGUUGCCUUAAUAUUUUCCUCGGCAAUUUUCCCUGAUUUUCAGUGCAUAAAUCUGUAAAAACAAAAGCAAAUAGCCAACGAGUGAGGACACCAGUUUUCCUGGUUUAUUUUUUACAAAAAGCGAAGGCAAACAACCAGUCUGUUACCUUUUUACUAGUAAUAAUGCCUACAAAAAUUCCUUGAACAGCGAUGCGAUAUUUUUCGUCUAAUACUUCACAGUUGGCGAUUGAGGUUUCUUUCGCAGUGAGCCUACGCUUGUGUGCUCCGUUCAGAGAAGUCAUUCCCGGCUAAACUUUCAAAUGAAACCAGUUUUAAGAUGGACAGUAUUUUGAUUUGCACUCGUUUGUUGGUAAAUCAAAAGACACCUUGUUAGCGGUCAACAACUUGCAGAGGGAUUCAACUCCGCGAUACACUCACAUUAGUUCCGUAAAUAAAGCAAAUCCUGAGAAGAUAUGAACAACCAUAUGAAUUUUCUGAAUUUCCAUGGCACAUAUUAAGGCAUAUUUGCCUACCAUAAGACCAUAAAACAAUAAAAAAGACGGCAAAUUUGAUCCUUCCCUCCACUGACGACGGAUCAUUCACGAAAACAACCACGCGAGGAAUAAGCGCUUUCAACUUCCGGCAAUUCCGACAGCCAAUCAGAUCUUGUGGCAUUGUUCUAACAGCCAAUCAGCGUUACGCCCAAAAUCUGGCCGUAACGAGCACAAUCGUGGGAGAGUUUGUAUCAGGCCCAAUUUAAGCGGUAGCCAUUAGAGAGAAUGUAUGAGAACUGCUAACAUUGGACCUGAUCUCAGGUUAGCACCCAGCCUGCUUUUUACUCUCAGUCUGCAGUCUGCAUUUUACACUCAGUCUGCAUAUUUUUACCCAUAGUCCAUAGUCUGCAGUCUGCGUUUUACACCGACCGCUUGAAACCCGUCCUUAUGACUGACUUAGCUGACUUGUGGAUUCUUGAGCUUUGAGAAAGGCAAAACAUGUCAAUCAAUCUUAAUUAUUUUGCAUGGGAAAAAACCUUAAGUUAACCUGAAGUGAAAAAGAAUCGUAUCGGUUGUGUGUGAAGCUUUAUUUUACUUGAAGUUAUUAAAAUUUACUUGUCUUGAAAUAUUUCUUAGCUUAUUUAGGCUCUAGUGAAAAGACUACCAAUAUCAUUCCAUAUAAAUUAUCCUAUUAUUCAUUCAAAAUAUUUCUUCGUUUCUGAUUUGCUUAAACCACAUCCAUAAUUCAUCAUAACCAGCUACUGUGGACCAAAUUUUGAAGAAUUUUGCCACUGGCAUUGAACUGAUGAUGUCAAAAGUGCAGGUAAAUUUGCGGAUAAUUCAACGAUUAUGGAACAGUCGGCGGAACAUUUUACUUGUUUCACAGCAAAAUAUUGUCUAAACACAUGGCAAGAAGAGCACAAAGACAACUUGAUGAACGACAUCUGCUAUUUGGGGUAUAUUUGCAGACCUGAACAGCCCUUUAUCUCCUAAACUUCGCGAUAAAGAUGCACGAUUGAUGUGAAAGUAACAUCAACCGAAGUAAGCAUGUUUUAGCUUUUCAUUAACUUGGAAUUAUUUUGAAUGAAUAAUUAUAAAGCAAUAAAUUAUUUUCCCCUCAAAAAAGUGAAUUUUUUCCACAUUCUUUAGAAAGAUUCUGAAGUCGGAAGCCCACACAGCAACCACCUCAGAGAUAACUGUUCAAAAGAACCCGCUCACUUAAACUAAGUAUGGGAUAAAGUCCCUGGUAGACGUAGCUUGCAUGCAGGCAUUGAAAGGGAUGGGAAAAGAAGGAAAAGAGAGAGGGGAUUGGGGAGAAAAGGAGAGGGACACCCGCCUUAAGAACCCUCUUUUGUUCAUCUCUGCGGCUGCUUGUGUCCACAAAUUUCUGAUUGGGUGAGUCGUAAUGAGUAACUUAUUGACAUUGUUAGUAAGAAAUUUUCAUGAUUGAGUCUGGUAUGAAAAUGAUCAAUACCCUUUUUUCAUGUUGUGGAUGGGGGCAGGGGGGGGGGAUUGUGGGAAUACAAAGGGGGGUCCAAACCUUUCACUUGCCACUCCUUACAUUCCCGGCUCCUUCACCUUUUUUCUUGGCCUCCUCCCUCUAGCUCUUUCUUGAUUGCAAAAUAUUACGCAUUUUUGCAUAAUUUCCCCCAUUUCCCUCGCUUCCCACCCAUUCGGAAUUCCCCCUCCCACCAUUUCAUUUCCUUCCUCCUGUAGAUAUUCUCCCAGGCUCCCACCCCCUGUCCUUCCUCACUUAAAAUAAUGUCAAAGCUUAAACAUAUGGUGCAGUUGUUCAUUUUAAUGUUCAAAAAAAUGGUUAAGGUUUUUCCUUUGGCUAAUUUUUAUUUCCACGUCCUCCCUUUUCAGUGUUGGGAUAAAACAGAACAGUAGUACUUCCCAAAAAUUUUGACAAUUAUUAUUGUAGGUCAAGUUCAAUAUUCCUCGGUCUCUACUAAAUGCCAUGUUACUAAACAAAAAAAUUGGACCUCCUGCUUAUGUUCAAUGCAACACUUACAAAAUUCUCUCAUUGUAGGAUGUUCGUGAGGAGAAAGAGUUUCAAGUCAGCCAUCUCUGUAAAGCACAUCAUAUAAAUCCAUCACAAAAAGACUUGGAGAAAGUAGUUAAAUUGAUUGAUGAAUCAGGUACUAAAUUGUAUAUUAUUGUACCCCUUCUCUCCCCUGGAUACACAGACCUUUGUUUUUAUUUGCUUCUCCAAAGUGUUAGGGCAGUUAGAUUACGAGGUUUCAUGUUAUUGACUGGAGAUGUAUGAAAGUGUGGGAAGGAAGAUUUUCCUCAUGGUUUUGUGAGUAACACCUCGAACUCCAGAUCUGGAGGUUGGGGGUUCAAGCCUCAAUCCGUCACGUUGUUUCCGUAGACAAGGAACUUUACUCCACUUUGUCUCUCUUCACCCAGGUUUAUAAAUGGGUACUGGCAACAUACUGCUGGCGGUAACCCUAUGAUGGUCAAGCGUCCCAUCCAGGGUGGAGAAGCAAUAUUCCUAGGUGCUUCAUGCUAAGGAAACUGAGAUAAGCUCUGGCCAUUUGGGCCUUUGGCUCGUGUGCGCCUUUACCUUACCUUUUUUUUGUGUGGUGUAAUGCCUAUUUGCAAUGCACCCAGCUUGCCUUUCUUACAUUAUUUUCUUUAAGCUACCUGCAAAUGGACGCAACAACUCCCAACAAUGUUGCGUCUUUAUCUCCUAGGUGCGUCAAUAGGUGAGGCUGUAACAGUUGUAUGCUACUGCUCCUUGGGUUACCGAUCUAGUGCUCUUGCUCAACAGUUGGCGUAUGAACUGGAUAAACCCGUCCACCAAGAAUUGAAAUCAAAAACUGUCAUAUAUAAUUUGGAGGGUUCGAUCUUUAAAUGGGCAAACGAGGGGAAAGAUCUUGAAGACAACAAGGGAAGAAAAACUGUGUAUGUUCAUCCUUAUAAUAUAGUUUGGGGAAAGCUUCUUAAUGCUGAAUUGCGGAGUUCAGAACCUUGUGAGUCACGCCAAGAGACUGCUAUGCAAACCUCCUUGACAGAAGCAAAGAUGUAGUUGUAUUGUCAAUCGAUUGCCAACCGGACUACAUGGACCUAUAAUUUGCAUUUCUACCGAUCAACUGUAAUACUAAGUACAGUCGAACCUCCACACGCAACAAACUCUCGUAAGCGACCGCUUCUCUUAAACCUUUUCAAAACACAGUUAAAGCCGAAAGCCGCUGGAAAGUCGUAAACGACCGCGACCACUUUUGGGCGUAACUGUUUCUCAAUGUUCUAUUGAUUUUUAAACCUCUUGUAAAUAUAGUAGGCCACCACUCGACGCAUGGUCUG
Messenger RNA from Porites lobata, 5042 nucleotides. The record is from the annotation of a GenBank genome assembly. Lineage: Eukaryota; Metazoa; Cnidaria; Anthozoa; Scleractinia; Poritidae.